Priapulus caudatus is the source of this 407-nucleotide messenger RNA. Its product is annotated as E3 ubiquitin-protein ligase UBR4-like. The record is from RefSeq and is a predicted model, not a curated record. NCBI's taxonomy places the organism in Eukaryota, Metazoa, Priapulida, Priapulimorpha, Priapulimorphida, Priapulidae.
GGCUCGCUGGCCGAGAACCUCAUGGAGUCCUUGAAGGGCAACGAGGAGGUCGCCGAGCGCAUACUGGAGGUGCGGCAGCAGACGAAGACGGAGAAGAAGCGGCUCGCCAUGGCGAUGCGCAAGAAGCAGCUCGGCGCGCUGGGCAUGAAGACGAACGAGAAGGGGCAGGUAACAGCAAAGAGCUCGGUGUUGAAGCAGAUGGAGGAUCUAGGUGAAGAGACAGGCCUGACCUGCUGCAUCUGUAGGGAAGGCUACAAGUACCAUCCCAAUAAGGUGCUGGGCAUCUACACGUUCACGAAGCGUUGCAACGUCGAGGACUUUGAGAACAAGUCUCGUAAGACGGCCGGCUACACGACCGUGUCACACUUCAACAUCGUGCAUGUAGACUGUCACAUGGCCGCAGUCAG